AUGCGCAAGUGGGGCAAGUGGGUGGCGGAGAUCCGCGAGCCGAACAGGCGGUCACGGAUCUGGCUCGGGUCCUACUCCACCGCCGUCGCCGCCGCGCGCGCCUACGACACGGCCGUGUUCUACCUCCGCGGCCGCUCCGCGCGGCUCAACUUCCCCGACCAGCUCGACGGCGCGGCGGUGGCCGACAACCCCGAGGGGCACAAGGACGGCGCGGGGGCGGGGCUCACCGCCGCCGCCAUCCGCAAGAAGGCGGCCGAGGUCGGCGCCCGCGUCGACGCGCUCCACUGCGGCGGCGGCGUUCUCGCUGGCGGCGGCGGCUCCUCUCCGCAGCCGCUGUCGUCCCACCAUCGCCGCCGCCCCAAGAACCCCGACCUCAACCGGGAGCCCACCCCGGACACCUCAGACGACGAGUAA
Molecule: messenger RNA, 414 nt
Organism: Miscanthus lutarioriparius
Lineage: Eukaryota; Viridiplantae; Streptophyta; Magnoliopsida; Poales; Poaceae
Source: the annotation of a GenBank genome assembly